Molecule: messenger RNA, 635 nt
Organism: Eurytemora carolleeae
Lineage: Eukaryota; Metazoa; Arthropoda; Copepoda; Calanoida; Temoridae
Product: FYVE, RhoGEF and PH domain-containing protein 6
Exons: 6
Coding region: 136-444 (102 amino acids)
Source: RefSeq, a predicted model, not a curated record
AGUUUUAAUAUUCUUUUACAAGAGUUCGGAUCAGACGAUUGCUUAAGUUCAAGAUUCUAUAGAAAGGAAGGAAGAUCUGUAAAUAAAUAUAUUCCUGGAAGAUUAAAGGUAAAAGCUAACUCUGAGAACUCUGAGAUGUCUGGACACCUGCGGAGACGUUUAAAGAAUAAUAAAUGGAAGAGGUCCUGGUUUGUUCUAAAAGAGAGAGUUCUGUAUAUAUAUAGAGCUAGUGAGGAUACAAUAGCAGCAGAAACUCUUCCUGUUCUAGGCUGGACUCUUCAACCCCUAGCAGAGAAGAAUUUUGAGCUUUAUGAGGGUUUAAACCCAGGCCUGGUAUUCCAGCUUUCACAUAGUGGACAGGAGUCCAUGGUAUUUUCCGCUGAAAAUGACAAUUUUGCAGAAAAGUGGAUGACAGCUUUAAGGGAAGCUACUAUUUUUGAGUAAUGGAGAACUGGGAGAACAAGGAGAACCAGGAGAACCAGGAGAACCAGGAUAGCUAGAAACAUAGGAGGAGAACCAGGAGAACCAGAAGAACUAGAAGAACUAGACAAAAAAUACAACAGUAAAUGAACAUAAUUUACUGCAAAGAGGACAUAUCUGUGAUAUUUAUUUCUAAUAAAUUUGAAAACAUUUAA